CCCUGCCCUCUGGCACUGGGAAGCCAUUCCCUCUGUCCUGUCCCACGUGGCUCUCCAGCUCUCUUACACUCAUUCAGAGUUGAGCCACUCUAUAACCCCGAAUCUUCUGUGCGGCAUCACAGCAGCUUCCAGCACCACAGACCCUCAAGUAUCUACAUGACCCUCAUGAUAAUUCAGUUCCCAGAGAUUUUCUGCUGCUAUUGAUCCUACCAAUCUCCAGCCACCUCUGCCAGAUCAGGAGAGCAAAUCCAGCACCACCUAACCACAAAAAACACCCCCAGAGGCUACUUUAGAAUCAUCUUGGUUGGAAGACCCCUCUAAAAUCAGCAAUUCCAAGGCCACCACUAACCAACAUCCCCAAGUGUCACAUAUGCCUGCCUCUUGAACAUUUCCUGGUGGCUUGACAAAACCAAAGGUUGGGUGCCAUCACCUCAAGAGUCACUCAAGUUCAGCAUGAACGGGGGGAAAAAAAAAACCCAACCAUUUUGUGCAGAUUUUGUUAUUUCCAGGUCCUCACCACCUUAACUCUCACCACCACCAUGAGUUAUCUUGGCCACUGGGCUCUUAGGGCUGACACAGAGCUCUCAACACUUCCCAGAGCCACAUACACUCCCAAAACCACUAGCAAGGAUCUUCUCCUAUAAUCACAGACCAGUUUGGGUUGGAAGGAACCCUAAAACUUCUCUUAUUCCAGCAUCCUGUCUUGGGCAAUGACACCUUCCACUAUCCUGGCUGCUCCAAACCCCACCUGAGCAAUCACAACCUGCAGCCACUAGUUGACUUGAACAUUGUGAAUAAUUUUAGGAAUAUCGGCCAUGGAUGAUCGACAUGAAACAACCCCCAGAGGAGCUGGCCAUUACACCCCACACCGGACUGCAGGGCGGCAUUUACACAAGGAGCGAUUAAAAUCCCAGCUGGAAAACGUUCAUCCAAGGCUUUGCCAGGCUUCCUAGAUAUUCCAGUGGGUACGGCAGGGGCUGCGGACUGGCUCUGCUCAAACCUGUGGCGCUUCCCGGAGUUCUGGGAGCUCCAUUCGCACUCCAAGAGCUCCGAGGGGCAGCGACGCCGACAAGGAAAGCGACACGUGUGGGGCUUUGCAUUCCCAGAGGAAAUCAACACCGCGGGAUGCCUUAGCCCACCUCGGAUGCUUACCACACACCCCAGGGAUUUGACAGACCGCCCGCCCGCCUGGCCUCAGCCACCCCUGUCCUGCCCGUUCACUUUUGGGGGCGUUUUUAUUCGUUUGGGGGGCUGGACGGGAGGCAUUUCACGCGCCAGCGCCGUUCCUCCCCUGCCAUCCCUUCAGAACGCGCGGCCGGACGCCUUAAAAGGACAAAAUAUCUGUGGCGGUGGGAAUGAGGGGCGGGAACAGGAAUGUGGGAAUGGGAGCGUGGCGGGAAGGGGAAGCGGCAGGAGGGGCACACGCGGCCCGGCCCGGCGGGGUCCCGCCAUGGCGGCCGCCCUGAGGGCGGGCAGUUGCCUGGAGACGGCGGGGGCCGCCAUGGCGGCGGGAAAGGGCCGAGGCUGCGCGGGGAGCGGGGCCGGCCCCGGCACGGCCCCUCAGGGGACACUCCGGCAGGGACCCCAUGCCCCGGCAGGGUCACCGCGCCCCGCCACCCCUCACCGGGAACCAUCCCUGUGCCCCGGCACCGUCCGCCCCGUGCCCGCAUCCCGGAGCCCACCCGGCGCACCCGCUCCCCACUACCGGGAUGGCUCCGGGGAUCCGCCAGCGCUCCCGGUUAUCAUCCCGAGGAAUUCCUCGUACGAGGAAGAUGCCGGCCGCGGAGGGCAGGAGCGCCGAACCAAAGGCACGGCGAUGUACCGGCGAGCAAAAGGCAUUGAGCGACGGAGGACUCCGUUUCCCCAUUAAGGCGCUCUAAUUUCCCUAAUCUGCGGCAGGUGUGAAACCGGGGCAGCGCAUCUCCCGGCGCGCCGGCACCUGAGGAUCCCCGCAACUUUGCCUGCUCCCCGCACACCCUCCGGCGCACCAGGACACUGCAAUAAGCUCCCGCUCCUGCCGAACCCCCCUCCCCAAAACACCAGCCCCCGCCCGGGGAGCCGGGCACCGCAUCCCACCGGGAUCCAAGUUUCCCAGCUGGGAAUGUCUCCCUGCGGAGUCCCGCAGCGAGCCCCGGGUUUGUCCCGCUCCCUCCCGCAGCGAUAAAGCCUCCAUGCCCACGACACGAUCCGGUUCAACCCGCCGGCAGCAGCGUCACCCCCGCUCCCCCGUUCCCCGGAGGGAUGUGGCGGCCGGGGCGGGACGGGCUGUCCGGGACCCGGGCGUCCCGCUCUGCUGGCACCUCGGCGCUCACUCCUGCCGCUCUUCCCCCCCCAGCGCUCGCAACUUUCCCACCCCGCGGGGCCACCCGGGGAGGAUGCGGGAUGCGGGAACGCCGCGCUCCGGGCUCCGCUCCGCUCCCUGCCCGGCGGGCGGCGGCGAGGCCGGGGAUGGAGCGGGAUGGGGGAGAGAGGGGAGGCUGAGCG
This is a messenger RNA of Motacilla alba alba, 2484 nucleotides long. RefSeq names its product methyl-CpG-binding domain protein 2-like. The record is from RefSeq and is a predicted model, not a curated record. Bases 1145 to 1870 code for a protein of 241 amino acids. Lineage: Eukaryota; Metazoa; Chordata; Aves; Passeriformes; Motacillidae. The transcript has 2 exons.